Closterium sp. Yama58-4 is the source of this 480-nucleotide messenger RNA. The record is from the annotation of a GenBank genome assembly. Lineage: Eukaryota; Viridiplantae; Streptophyta; Zygnematophyceae; Desmidiales; Closteriaceae.
AUGGAAACGAGGGCGGUCCAGCAGACGACGUACAGCCUGCCAUCGGCCCAUAGCUACCUGCGCAUUACCAUAUCUGUAAAUGUGAGCCGCCAACAGCAGCAGGGGAAAGGGGAGCAAAAGGGGCAGCAGAAAGGCGUGCAGGGAGGCGAGCAGCAAGGCGAGCAGAGGGGCGAGCAGAGGGGCGAGCAGAGGGGAGUGCAGAGGGAGGUGUUGGAGCGGCUGCUGGGAGACUCGCUGGUGGCUCUGUUUGGGUCGGUUGGGGCAGGCAGCAUCCAGGCGUCUCUGCUGCUGCUCUCCUGCGCCCCCUGUGGACCCCACUCCGUCGCUGUGCUGCGCUGCGAUAAACGGCACGAGCAGCAGGUGUGGGCGGCAGCAACAGCCAUGAGGCAUGCCACGCUGAACCCCUCAGUGCAAGUGGUGGCGCUCGCUUCCUCCCUGCUCGCCCUCUCCAACCCCACGCUCCACCUCCCCAUGCCAUGA